AUGCCAAAAGAAAAAUAUGAUCCUCCAGAUCCUCGCAGAAUUUACACCAUCAUGUCAGCAGAAGAGGUAGCCAACGGGAAGAAGUCGCACUGGGCUGAAUUGGAGAUCUCGGGCAGAGUGCGGAGCCUGAGCACAUCGCUGUGGUCGCUGACGCACCUGACGGCUCUGCACCUCAAUGACAACAACCUGACUCGCAUUCCACCCGAUAUCGCCAAGCUCCAGAACCUGGUUUACCUGGAUCUCUCAUCCAACAAGCUCAGAAGUUUACCAGCAGAACUAGGAAACAUGGUAUCUCUCAGGGAAUUGCUUUUAAAUAACAAUCUGUUACGGGUUUUGCCUUACGAGCUUGGACGUCUCUUCCAGCUGCAGACCCUGGGUUUGAAAGGCAAUCCUUUAUCCCAAGAUAUUCUCAGCCUCUACCAGGAUCCAGACGGAACCCGAAAGCUACUGAACUACAUGCUUGACAAUCUAGCAGGUGACAGCCCUACAUAUGCACAGAGGGUUCAUCCAGAGCAGCUGCCUCCAAGGCCAUGGAUUACUUUAAAAGAACGAGACCAAAUCCUGCCCUCAGCUUCAUUUACAGUGAUGUGUUACAAUGUGUUGUGUGAUAAAUAUGCCACUCGGCAGCUCUACGGCUACUGCCCAUCGUGGGCACUCAACUGGGAGUACAGGAAAAAGGGAAUCAUGGAAGAAAUUGCUAACUGUGAUGCAGAUAUCAUUAGCCUUCAGGAGGUGGAAACGGAGCAAUACUUCACCCUUUUUCUGCCAGCCCUGAAAGAACGAGGCUAUGAUGGAUUCUUCUCUCCAAAGUCACGUGCCAAAAUCAUGUCCGAGCAGGAGAAGAAGCACGUGGAUGGCUGCGCCAUAUUCUUCAAAACUGAGAAGUUUACCCUGGUGCAGAAGCACACGGUGGAGUUCAACCAGGUGGCCAUGGCCAACUCGGAAGGUUCGGAGGCCAUGUUGAACAGGGUGAUGACCAAGGACAACAUUGGAGUUGCUGUGGUGUUGGAGGUGCACAAGGAGCUGUUUGGAGCAAUUGUACCUGUUUUUGCAGGUAUGAAAUCGCUCCACGUGGACAAACAGCUGCUCAUCGUGGCCAAUGCCCACAUGCACUGGGACCCCGAGUACUCAGAUGUGAAACUCAUCCAGACCAUGAUGUUUGUCUCAGAACUGAAAAACAUCCUGGAGAAAGCCUCGAGCAGGCCCAGCAGCCCAACAGCAGAUCCCAACUCUAUCCCUCUGGUGCUGUGUGCGGAUCUCAACUCACUGCCUGAUUCGGGUGUAGUGGAAUACCUAAGCAAUGGCAUAGUAGCUGACAACCACAAGGACUUCAAGGAGCUGCGUUACAACGAGUGUCUGAUGAACUUCAGCGGCAACGGCAAGAACGGAGCGUCCGAGGGCAGAAUCACCCACGGCUUCCAGCUCAAGAGCGCCUACGAGAACAACCUGAUGCCUUACACCAAUUACACCUUCGAUUUCAAAGGUGUGAUUGACUACAUUUUCUACUCCAACACUCACAUGAACGUGCUCGGUGUCCUGGGGCCUUUGGACCCUCAGUGGCUGGUGGACAACAACAUCACUGGGUGCCCUCACCCCCACAUCCCCUCUGACCACUUCUCACUGUUAACACAGCUCGAGCUGCACCCUCCUCUGCUGCCCCUGGUCAACGGGGUGCACCUGCCCAGCCGCAGGUAG
This is a messenger RNA of Acanthisitta chloris (rifleman), 1695 nucleotides long. RefSeq names its product CCR4-NOT transcription complex, subunit 6-like (gene CNOT6L). NCBI's taxonomy places the organism in Eukaryota, Metazoa, Chordata, Aves, Passeriformes, Acanthisittidae. The record is from RefSeq and is a predicted model, not a curated record. Gene Ontology annotation, cellular component: CCR4-NOT complex; nucleus; cytoplasm. Gene Ontology annotation, biological process: nuclear-transcribed mRNA poly(A) tail shortening. The transcript has 11 exons. Bases 1 to 1695 code for a protein of 564 amino acids. Gene Ontology annotation, molecular function: poly(A)-specific ribonuclease activity; protein binding.